This is a messenger RNA of Cucurbita moschata (crookneck pumpkin), 847 nucleotides long. Its product is annotated as ubiquitin-conjugating enzyme E2 2-like. NCBI's taxonomy places the organism in Eukaryota, Viridiplantae, Streptophyta, Magnoliopsida, Cucurbitales, Cucurbitaceae. The transcript is spliced from 6 exons. The record is from RefSeq and is a predicted model, not a curated record. The coding region runs from base 187 to 645 and encodes 152 amino acids.
GGGUUACCUCCUUCCUUCUCUCCUCUUAUCGUGUUUUGGUCACCGGUGGAGAUCUCUUGUGGACGACUACCUUUCGUAAAACCAGUCGAGAUAAGUAAUCGGGAUUUUCUUUCAUUUUGUUUCUGAAUCAUCCAUCGAGAUCAGCCGAAGUUAUCGGCUCGCCGAGCUCGGUUACGGCCGGUGAGGAUGUCGACUCCUGCAAGGAAGAGACUGAUGAGAGACUUCAGGAGAUUGCAGCAAGAUCCACCUGCUGGCAUCAGUGGUGCGCCACAAGACAAUAAUAUCAUGCUAUGGAAUGCUGUCAUAUUUGGGCCAGAUGAUACGCCUUGGGAUGGAGGUACGUUUAAGCUGACCCUUCAGUUCACGGAGGAUUAUCCAAAUAAGCCACCAACAGUUCGCUUUGUGUCUAGAAUGUUCCACCCUAAUAUUUAUGCUGAUGGAAGCAUAUGUUUGGACAUUCUGCAAAAUCAAUGGAGCCCAAUCUAUGAUGUAGCAGCUAUACUCACCUCUAUUCAGUCGUUGCUGUGCGACCCCAAUCCAAACUCACCUGCUAAUUCUGAAGCUGCUCGGAUGUUUAGCGAGAACAAGCGUGAUUACAAUAGGAGAGUACGUGAGAUCGUGGAACAGAGUUGGACUGCUGAUUAGCCACAAAAUGGUUGUAGGCGAACGAACAGAAAAGACAGUCGAGUGAUAACUUGUUUGCAUGAUAUUCCACCUGGGAAGAAAACCGAUUUAUUGUGUAAUUUGCGUAUUAUGGAUGAUAAUGAUGCUUGCUUGGUUUAUAAAGAUGAACUACUACUAUGGUCUAUUUCAAUUUAGACUCUCUGGUCUAUAGUAUUUUGGCAUC